UGCACUCGAUUGGUCGAGCCUGAGCCAACAUGGCGGCCCCCGUGUAACCCAGUCCGUACCGCGAAGGCGACGGUGGCGCCGCCCGCAGGGGUCAGAAGUCACCAUGCUGAGGGCGGCGUGGAGAGCGCUGAAUUCCAUUCGGACCCAGUCGGUGACCCAGGCCCUUGGGCUGCCAGGUGGAGGCUGUGCCCGGCUACCCUCCGAGCACUGGGGCCUCCCCUCACCUCGCGGUCUCAUCCUCCGGGCCGCCCGUGGAUAUGCCAUCCAGAAACCAGUUCGACCCAGCCAAGAAGAUGACCCGCCCCCUUCCACGCUGCUCAAAGAUUACCAGAACAUCCCUGGAAUUGAGAAGGCUGAUGAUGUUGUGAAAAGGCUCUUGUCUUUGGAAAUGGCCAACCAGAAAGAGAAGCUCAAAAUCAAGCAAGAGCAGUUGAUGAACAAGGUCGUGGCAAACCCUGAGGACACCAGCUCCCUGGAGGCUCGAAUUGUUGCCUUGACUGUCAAGAUCCGUAAUUAUGAAGAACACAUGCAGAAACAUCGAAAGGACAAAGCCCACAAGCGCUAUCUGCUGAUGAGCAUUGACCAGAGGAAAAAGAUGCUCAAAAACCUCCGUAAGACCAACUAUAAUGUCUUUGAGAAGACGUGCAAGGAGCUGGGAAUUGCGUACACCUUUCCCCCUCUAUACUAUCGAAAAGCCCACCGCCGCUGGGUGACCAAGAAGGCUCUGUGCAUUCGGGUUUUCCAGGAGGCUCAAAAGCUAAAGAAACAGAGAAGGGCCUUAAAAGCUGCUGCAGCAGCAGCCCGGAAACAAGGCCAGACGAACCCAGAGAGCCCUUCCAGCGCCGGGCCAGAGGCAAUCAAGGAAAACCAAUAAAUUUUGUUCAAGUUGUA
This is a messenger RNA of Rhinolophus ferrumequinum (greater horseshoe bat), 891 nucleotides long. It is a transcript of the gene MRPS15, whose product is annotated as mitochondrial ribosomal protein S15. The transcript is spliced from 8 exons. Gene Ontology annotation, molecular function: structural constituent of ribosome. NCBI's taxonomy places the organism in Eukaryota, Metazoa, Chordata, Mammalia, Chiroptera, Rhinolophidae. The coding region runs from base 104 to 874 and encodes 256 amino acids. Gene Ontology annotation, biological process: translation. Gene Ontology annotation, cellular component: ribosome. The record is from RefSeq and is a predicted model, not a curated record.